Pseudogymnoascus verrucosus is the source of this 900-nucleotide messenger RNA. RefSeq lists its product as uncharacterized. The record is from RefSeq and is a predicted model, not a curated record. The coding region runs from base 271 to 795 and encodes 174 amino acids. NCBI's taxonomy places the organism in Eukaryota, Fungi, Ascomycota, Leotiomycetes, Thelebolales, Thelebolaceae. The transcript has a single exon. Gene Ontology annotation, biological process: tRNA processing. Gene Ontology annotation, cellular component: nucleolar ribonuclease P complex.
GCCAGUUAUAUGGGACGUAUGUUCUAUGACGCGAAAUUGAUGCCGAUGGUCCCGAUCUAUAAAGUGGUCGAGGUUCGAAUUCGAUAGAAUGGGGUUCAGGUGAGGUUGUUAUUGAUGUUGGCGAGAGGACCGUGUUCUUUGACAGGCAACCGAAUCGAAUUGUGCGCUAACACGCUAGGCCAGGUACAGCUAGCUCGGAUGCGGCUCAACUUGGCACCGUAAUUUAUAUAUCUACGAGGGAACUUUCUCAAAUUCAAUUGGAACGAUAUUAUGGCUAAAGCAAAGCAGGCAAAGGGGGCCAACGUGCCUCACAAGGCUCUGCAUAGCAGGCUGUCUUAUUUAUACCAGGCGGCUACCUAUCUAUCAGCCCAGGAGAAGCCCUCCACAGCUCCAGCUAUUCCUACCCCUCCACCAGUUCCCUCUCAACCCCACCUACAAAAUGCUAGCAAUGAAAGCAGCCACAACCAAGCACCAGCUGAGCCCCAGCCAGCCUCUUCUCAAUUUCUCACGAGAGUACUACUUUCCGACCUCCGCACCGUCUCAAUGAAAAUGCAGAUCCGCCUAUCUCCAGGCAUGAAACACACGAUAUGCAAACGCUGCGACGCGCUCGUACAAGACGGCUCGACCUGCGUGACCAAGAUCGAGAACAAAAGCAAAAAUGGCAGGAAACCCUGGGCUGAUGUGCUGGUACGCACGUGCGGCAACUGUGGCUGCGAGAAGCGAUUCCCCGUCAAUGUGGAGAGGCAACCGCGGCGGCCGAACCGGGUGUCUAAAGCUACGACCCAAGUCGGCUGAGAGGAUGCCAAGGGGAUGUUUGAUACAGGAUCAAAUACCCAGGAAAUACGAUUACUGUCCGAUUAUCGGCCGCGCCAGCUAUGAGAUGCCCUCGGAGGUUGACCU